AUGGCCAAAAACCGUCGUCGCGCCUCCGGGCACCCUCGUUCCCCUUCGGGGGCUUAUUCAGGUGGUUUGGUUUCUUCCACCAUUUCUUUUCAAGUCCCAGGGGGUGGUGUCCCCUGGGCAUUCAUAGCUUUUCUUUUGGCUUCGGCCUUUUUGUUUGCCCUCGGGGUUUCUCUGGUCGUUCUGUCGAGUCGGAUGGAGGUGGUGUUUAACACCCACCUUCUAAACAACUGGGAGGAGAUGGACUGUGGGGUCGGGGGGGUGACGGUUGUCAGGGCUCGGAAGCCCUCAGGUCUUCUCCUCCGGGAGUUGACCUGGGUGGCACCGGCCUUCGGCAUCUCGAUCCUCCUCGCCUACGUUUUUCUCGCCGGUUCGUUCCUUCUCCGAUACACCAGCUUAAGUCAAUGGAUCUCCGGCGCUCUCGGUCUUUUAUUUGUUGCUGGGUUCUCAGUACUCACCGCUUUCCGACAACUUCUGACUUUAAUAAUUGUAGUUUUCGGCAUCGCUGUUUGCGUUGUCUGGCAAGUUGUUUGGUUUGAUUCUAGACAUUUUUCGAGAGUUGUAACGUUCGCCAUAAGCCAAAUUCGAUUGUGGACGUUGCUCACGCUUAGUCUCGCUGCUAGCGUAAUAACCGCGCUAUUAUACGCCGGUUACUUCUACGUUGUGUACAGUUUGCGCAGAAUUUACGAUGUCGCAGCUCCUUCAUGUACCAAAGAUCGGAAUUUGUACACCCCGCGAUUAAUAGCCGCGCUCAUUUUCUUAUCUGUCACGACAUAUUGGAUCACUCAUGUUAUAUCGUGUUUCACUCAAGUCGUCGGGGCCCUUUUUACGAAGAAUCACGUACUCUCGAAUGUUCAAAACGACUCCGGACAUUCAACCAUUCGAAGAACGGCAGUUCGAACAACACUGAGACAAAUUUACAGCAGCUUGUGCUUUGGUGCGGGACUUGUUUCUUUUUCGGUAUUUUUAAAAGACCUUGGAAUGGCUCUAGGGCAAAAUUUGUCGCUCACGCCAGAUUCGAAUUUUCAUUCUACAACUGGAGCCCUCUUAUUAACUCUUGUGGUGUAUCUUGCGCCAUUUCACGCCGCUCUUGAUUCCAAAAACUCGGAUUGGACUUUUCCUUUGAUGGCCCUUGAUUCCAGUACAUACUGGCAAGCUAAUAAAUCCGGUGUUGCAUUGAUGUCAGCAGCUGGUUUGGACAUUCUCAAAGACUCGGGGUUGUACCAAAUGAUCUCAUACUUCCCCGUCAUGAUUGGUAUGAUCAGCGCUCUUUCAACGUUUCUCUUAAUCACCCUUAUGCCUGGCCCUGUUGAGGAAACCAAAGAUGUUUCAAUAGCCGAAAUCCUGGUAGCUUUCGCUUUCUUUGGAGGCGUGCAAAUUGCCAGAGCUGCGUUUGCUCCAUUCAAGGGAGCUAUGUGUACCGUUUUCGUCAUGAUGGCAAGAGAUCCGGCUGCUUUCCAGGAACAUUAUGGACAGAUUUGGACUCGCUUGAAGGAGCUUCACCCAGGUGUUGCUGAGGCGUUGUUGAAAUGA
Molecule: messenger RNA, 1530 nt
Organism: Botrytis porri
Lineage: Eukaryota; Fungi; Ascomycota; Leotiomycetes; Helotiales; Sclerotiniaceae
Exons: 2
Coding region: 1-1530 (509 amino acids)
Biological process (GO): transmembrane transport
Molecular function (GO): transmembrane transporter activity
Source: RefSeq, a predicted model, not a curated record